CAGGAAGUAGUUGGUCCCACCGUACUGAGAUUUUUUGUGAAACCAGGUACCUGAAAGAAAAGAAGGGAUUAACCGGUUUUAGCGAUAUAUCUCACAAACAGUGGCCAAAUAUGUCUCACGACCCUUGGAUCCAGAACUAUGACGCCACAUGUCGUCUGGCUCAAGAAAUUGCUGAAAACAUCCAUGAACGCAACCGACAGCAAAGGACUGGAGGGAACACGGCGAAGAUUAACAUGACGUUGCGAGCCUCCCUCCAGAAGCUGAAGCAGAACAUCAAUCAACUGAGAGAGACUCUCAUCCGAGCCACAUCCCAACGCCGCAUUAUCCAAGUGGAGGCGGACAGAAGACAGAACCUGCUGGACAGCCUGGUGACACGGGAGAGGCAGCUCCUCACCACCUUCAAAGGAGACGUCGGCGUGUCGGAGCCCGCCAGGUCCAAUCUGAUUGGUGGAGCAGACGGGCAGGGCGGAGCGGUGAACCCCUGGUUGGUGGACGAGUCGGACGAAACGCGAGGACUCAGCUUCGGGGAGAUCAAACACCAGCAGCAGCAGAUCAUCGAAGCUCAGGAUGCAGGACUGGAUGCGCUGGCCGCCGUCAUCAGCCGACAGAAGCAGAUGGGACAGGAGAUCGGCAACGAGCUGGACGAGCAAAACGAGAUCAUCGAUGACAUCACGAACCUGGUGGACAAAACGGACAGCCGGAUCCGGGGAGAGACGCGAAGGGUUAAGCUGGUGGAGACCAAGUCGGCUUCCUGUGGAAUGAUGGUGGUUAUUGUGCUUCUGCUCAUUGCAAUAAUCAUGGUUGCGGUGUGGCCUACCAGCUAAUGACAAUGCCACGGAUGACGACUUGGAUGUCUUAAACCACUGGAACUACUCUUAGUCAUUGAGGAGGAUGGCAAGAUUGUGAGCUUGUGAGCCGUAGAUGGACUUGUGUAAAAAAAAAAAAAAAGAAGUGGCCUCAACUCUCCUCUCAACGUCUCCUCUCCAGUCCCCUCACAUAAACUCUUUGCCCUUAGUUCGCCCUCCUUGAGAAAAUGAAGGAAACGCUGUUGCUGAUGCCAAACCUGAUGCCAAGGAAGGAAGGAGCGAGCGACUGAUGGAGGUGGAGAUGCCAGCGCAGCGAAAAGGCUUUUGAUUCCAUAAACGGCUGUUGUUUGGUUUUGAGGGCGGCAGCUGUUUCUCUGACGACCCCGAGCAAUACAAUCUCCCUAACCCGGUUUCUCUGUCUGCUGGCGUCUUGUGUUUGAGAGCGGGCCGGGCAGAGUUUGGGUUGGGUACUGUAAUUUCCACUUGCUUUUAGCAAUGUAUUGGUCUCAUCAUGUGUUGUUGAAAUCUUUUUUUUUUUUUUGUCCUGAAAUUUUAUAGUGUUUUCAGAGAAACGUUUCCAAUCAAAACAAAAACCCCAGCCUUUUUGUCUUGCUAACCAGACUGCGUGACUCGCUUGUAAAUCAGUUAUGCUCGGUGGUUCUAAUUUCUAAUAAACACAUUUUACAGGUACCCCAAAACAUC
Messenger RNA from Engraulis encrasicolus (European anchovy), 1508 nucleotides. RefSeq names its product syntaxin 8 (gene stx8). Gene Ontology annotation, cellular component: endomembrane system; membrane; SNARE complex. Gene Ontology annotation, molecular function: SNARE binding; SNAP receptor activity. The record is from RefSeq and is a predicted model, not a curated record. Lineage: Eukaryota; Metazoa; Chordata; Actinopteri; Clupeiformes; Engraulidae. The transcript has 8 exons. Bases 111 to 824 code for a protein of 237 amino acids. Gene Ontology annotation, biological process: vesicle fusion; intracellular protein transport.